CCAAACAAAACCCCUGAGUCCCACUCUUUUUCCCCACCGAUUUACACAAACCCACCGGUGUGAUUUCCUUCCGCUCCCACAGGUUCAUCUGGUGGACAGGAACGGCGUGGGCUUCUGCGGCGCGUCCAUCAUCAGCGAGAAAUGGGUAGUGACGGCAGCGCACUGCCUGCAGCCGGGUGACGAUGUCACUGCCGUGGCAGGUGAGUACAACACCAGCGAGGAAGACAAGACGGAGCAGCGGCGUAAGGUGGUGAAAAUCCUUCCCCAUCCCACGUACAACGCCACGAUCAACAAGCACCACAACGACAUCGCCCUCCUGGAGCUGGACCGGCCGCUCAGCUUCAACAGCAGCCCCUCCACCACCAUCCUGCAUAACAUGUUCUGCGCCGGCUUCCCGGCCGGAGGCAGUGACACCUGCGGGGGGGACAGCGGAGGUCCCUACACCACCGAGAUCGAGGGCACCUGGUUUCUCACGGGGAUCACCAGCUGGGGCGAGGAAUGUGCCAAGCCAGGUAAAUACGGCAUCUACACCAGGGUCUCCAAGUAUCUGAAGUGGAUAAAGGAAACCGUGAGGCUUACCUAA
Molecule: messenger RNA, 583 nt
Organism: Fulmarus glacialis (Northern fulmar)
Lineage: Eukaryota; Metazoa; Chordata; Aves; Procellariiformes; Procellariidae
Product: coagulation factor IX-like
Exons: 3
Biological process (GO): proteolysis
Molecular function (GO): serine-type endopeptidase activity
Source: RefSeq, a predicted model, not a curated record